AUGAACUGGAUGCAGGAUAUGGGUUUUCUUGUGCAGCCGUCAGGCUCGGAAGGGCUGCAAAUCACCCUCACAGACGACCUCUGGAUGGAGCUCGGGUCCGGAGCUGGUCUUCUGGCGACUGUCCUCCCGGCUUCUGUGGGCUUGCUCAUCCUCGUGUACGAUCUCGCCGCGACCCUUCAGUACCCCAAGUCCGUGCAGAAGGUCUAUCGGACUCUGACGUCCCCGUUCCGAAAUUUCCUGACGUUGGACGACCUGGAGGACGCUCCAGGUGAUCCUGUAGCGGUGCCUGUGUGGAAGCGUCGCACCUUGGUCGCGCUUGCCGCCGUGGAGUGCGGUGCAUGGGCUGCGGCGUUCGCAUAUGCGGCGGUCAUGAACGAUGUCGCGUUUGGAGCCCGCACUGCGGUCGGGGUUGUAACAUGGUUCUAUGCUACGUUGAGGACCUUGUUCAGACCACCCACGACACCUCCGUACCUCUUAAUUUUGCACUAUCUCACAUAUGCUGGCCUGGCAUUAAUCGCCGUCUCACUAGAAUUCAUAGACGGGCCCGGGAGGAGUAGUCCCGGCGUAGUUGCACUGAAUGCACUGCACUUCAGUGUGUCAAUGGUGCUCACCUGGAUAGCUGGGACGUUCCCCUUACAGCCCGUCCCCCCCGUCAAAAAUAUCGCGAAAGGAACUGAUGUACCCUCGAACGACCUGUCCAUGCCAGAAGACGGCGUCAACCUGUGGUCCUGGUCGAACUUCUCCUUCAUCCAGCCACUCUUUGAUGUCGCGAACAGGCGAACGUUAAACGAGUCAGACGUGUGGAGCUUGUCUCCGUUUUUCACGCAUAAGAAUUUGUUCACAAAAUACCUCAAGUAUCGCUCGGAAUACCCCACACACUCUGUCCUCCGUUUCCUGCUUGUGUCGAACUCACUAGACCUCAUACUAGAUAUCGUACUAGACCUCUGGAGCGCUGUUUUCGGCUUUAUACCCCCGUAUGCCCUCCAGCGCAUGCUUUCCGCACUCGCGGAUCCUUCGCCUGACGCGAAGAAGUCCGCCUACCUCUUUGCACUCAUCACCUUCCUGGCCAACCUGUCAUUCGCGCAGAUCGACCUGUACAAGAUGUGGCACGCUCGCCGCUCCUACGAGCGCAGCCGUGGGCAGCUCUUCUGUGCUCUACAUUACAAAGCGCUAACGCGUCGUGAUGUUGGCAGCACCACAAGCCAUGAUAACGAGGACAGCCGUGGAAGUGCUGACCUGGGCCAGAUAGUCAACCUGAUGCAAGGCGAUGCGUAUGCCGUCGCGCAUCGGUUUUGGUUCUUCUCAGGCAUCUUCACAGCGCCCGUUCGCCUGGUAAUUGCCAUGGUGUUCCUGUAUAGAGUCCUUGGAUGGAGCUCUCUCGCGCCAGUCGUCAUCGUUAUUGUGACAUAUAUUCUAAACUACCCGUUGGCGAAAUAUAAUAUCCAUAUUACGCGUCGAUCUUGGGAAGCACGCGACCGGCGCAUGAACAUGGUGAACGAGCUCUUCCAAAAUGUUCGGUUCCUGAAGUUCUACGGCUGGGAAUCACGAUGGGCCCAGCUGGUCAAGGGUUCCAGAGAAACGGAGCUCAAAUGGCGCGUGAAGCAAAACAUCGUGAGCGUCGCGAUAGCCUUCGUCUGGACGUGGAUGCCCUCUGCAACCGCACUGUCGUCGUUUCUCUGUUACACACUCGUUGCUGGGGAGAGACUGACUGUCUCGAAGGCAUUCACGUCCAUCGCACUCUUCUCCCAGCUGCAAGGACCCAUGACCAUGCUUCCCGAGGAGAUUUUCGCUUGGCUGCAUGCUUAUGUUAGCAUGCAGCGCAUUGAAGCGUUCCUCAGCGAGGCGGAGGUGCCCGACUGGGCAUCUUCUCUGAAGAUGCCGGUUCAUGCGAGAGAGACGCUUCCGAAUGAAGUCGGCUUUGUGAAUGGGUCGUUCGAAUGGGAUGUGUCUCCUGCAAGAACGCCCUCCAGAUUCACGCUUGGCCCGCUAGAUAUCAAGUUCCCUAUUGGCAAGCUGUCGCUGGUGAGUGGAGCGACUGGGUCGGGAAAGAGUGCUCUACUGGCUGCCUUGCUGGGAGAGAUGCGCUGUCUCUCCGGUAGUGUCAUUCUGAAUAAGGCCUUGCAUCGGGUCGCGUAUUGCGCCCAGAACCCCUGGCUUGAGCAUGCCACCAUUCGCGACAAUAUCAUUUUCGGCUCGGCAUUCGGAUACGACGAAGGACGCUAUGCCGCUGUCAUCGAAGCCUGUGCUCUUUCGAAGGACCUUCUAAUCUUGGAAGCCGGUGAUAUGACAGAAAUCGGUGAGAAGGGCAUCACGUUGUCGGGUGGCCAGCGCGCUCGGAUCGCGCUGGCGCGUGCGCUGUACUCUCAAGCCACAUGUAUAAUACUUGAUGACCCCCUCGCAGCAGUAGACAUGCACACGGCACAGCACUUGGUGAAGAACGCUCUGUCAAGGGAGCUUGCUCGUGAUCGGACGAUAAUUCUUGUUACUCACCAUAUCAGUCUCUGUCUGCCGUUGGCAUCGUACCUCGUUGAACUUUCCAGUGGGACCGUCUUACGCCGAGGUUCCGUGCAAGAAUUGCAAGAACAAGGCCAGCUUGACAAGGUGGUUGAAGCGGAAGACAUGGCUGAAGGAGAGCCCCAAUCGUCGACCAAAGAAGUCGAGAAUGAAGCUGAUCUCCAGGUGCAAGAGGACGAAGCACAACCCAAGGCGAUAAUUUCCGACGGCAAGUUGAUUGAAGCAGAAGCUCGCGCGGAAGGCAGAGUCUCGAUACAUACGUAUCUGACCUACGUCCGCGCCGCCGGUCUCUUCUCUUGGUUCAUGACCAUUCUUCUUAUGCUGUUGAUUCGCCUUAUCACCAUUGGUAACCAAUUCUUUUUGGCAAAGUGGGGUGAAGCAUACGAAGAUUCCGAACCUUCAGUCGGUGUCUACUUCAGGAAGAUUUCGAACAUUUCAACCAUCUGGGAAAGCCUCCCGCCGCCGGAUGUGGACGUGAAGCCAUGGCUCAUGAUACUCUUGUUGAUUUCACUGUCAGGAGCGUUCUCUGUCCUUGCUUAUAUCUCCAUUGGCUACUAUGCAAGUCUUCAAGCAUCUCGCGUGUUGUUCAUAUCAAUGCUACAAAGGCUUGCAAGGGCGCCUGCCCGAUUCUUUGACGUCACUCCAAUUGGCCGCAUACUCAACAGGUUCACUUCGGACAUAAACACUGUUGACGACGCUCUCCAGAGUUCGGCUAGAGCAGCUUUGUCUGGUGGUCUCAAUUUCCUCGCAUCGUUCACGGUGAUCAUUUCUCUCGUGCCGUCUUUUACUCCCUUCGCAGUGAUUAUUGCGUGGCUCUAUAUCCGUAUAGCUCCGUCAUAUGUGCAGGCUUCCCGGGAUUUGCGCCGACUCGAAUCGAUCUCUCUGUCACCUGCGUUCGCUGGUUUUGAUGAGCUGCUAAGAGGUCUCGCCCAUGUGCGCGCGUUCGGCAUGGAGGAAAGAUAUCAAGAUAGGUUCUACAAAAGGGUCGAUAAGUUCCAGUCGUUUGAUCAUGUCUAUUGGCUGGUGACUGGUUGGCUGUCCUGGAGAUACGAUUGUCUUGGGUCUGUGGUUGUAUUUAUGACUACGCUCUUCGCGUUGUGGAGUUCGGUCUCGUCAGGCUUCGCAGCCGUGGUGAUCGUUCAAGCGGGUAUUUUCGCAGAUGCGUCACGGCAGCUCGUCAGGGUUCUGGCUAUGCUCGAACUAGAUUUCAACUCUGUGGAGCGCAUAGUGGAGUAUCUGGGAGUGCCUCAAGAGGCUCCGGAGAUUAUUCCGGAAAACAGGCCUCCAGCGUACUGGCCUUCGAGCAACGGAGAACUCGUCGUCCAGGAUCUCGUUGUCAGGUAUGCUCCAGAACUGCCGUCGGUGCUACACCGGGUAUCAUUCUCUGUGAAGCCCGCGGAGAAGAUUGGAGUGGUAGGUCGAACGGGCUCUGGUAAAUCUACGCUCGCGCUUUCCCUGUUGAGGAUCAUCGAACCGAGUGAGGGCAAAAUAAUAAUCGACAACAUUGAUAUCACCAAAAUUGGAUUAGAUGACUUGAGAAGUCGGAUUACCAUUGUCAGCCAAGACGUGUCGCUCUUCUCUGGCACGAUCAGGGGAAACCUUGACCCCUUCGGGGAACAUUCUGAUCAGGAAUGCUGGGAAGUGCUGGAGAGAUGUCAUCUGACAUCCAUAUUGAAUCAAUCCGCGGUGAAGGCUGAGAGAUCCGAGGUCACCCUCGAUAUCCCCAUCAGUCAGACAGGCUCACUGAGUGCGGGGGAACGGCAACUGGUAGCCCUCGCUCGUGCAGUUCUGCGACAUAGCAACGUUAUCAUCAUGGAUGAAGCUACGUCUCAAAUAGACUCAAAACUAGACGACCAGAUCCAACGGACCGUUCGACAAGAAUUCUGUGGUGCCGUCGUGAUCACCAUAGCUCAUCGGUUGAAAACCGUCCUGGAUUAUGAUCGAAUCCUCGUCCUCGGCGGAGGGCGGAUACUGGAGUUUGACACCCCAAAGGCUCUAAUAUCGAAACCAGGCGGCGUCUUCAGGGAGAUGUGUAGAGCAAGCGCCGACUGGCCGGACUUAUUAGCUGCGGUAGAGCAUCGUUAG
Molecule: messenger RNA, 4599 nt
Organism: Sparassis crispa
Lineage: Eukaryota; Fungi; Basidiomycota; Agaricomycetes; Polyporales; Sparassidaceae
Product: ATP-dependent bile acid permease
Exons: 25
Coding region: 1-4599 (1532 amino acids)
Biological process (GO): transmembrane transport
Cellular component (GO): fungal-type vacuole; membrane
Molecular function (GO): ABC-type peptide transporter activity; ATP hydrolysis activity; ATP binding
Source: RefSeq, a predicted model, not a curated record